Gossypium raimondii (Peruvian cotton) is the source of this 2847-nucleotide messenger RNA. RefSeq names its product serine/threonine protein phosphatase 2A regulatory subunit B''alpha. Gene Ontology annotation, cellular component: protein phosphatase type 2A complex. NCBI's taxonomy places the organism in Eukaryota, Viridiplantae, Streptophyta, Magnoliopsida, Malvales, Malvaceae. Gene Ontology annotation, molecular function: protein phosphatase regulator activity; calcium ion binding. The coding region runs from base 640 to 2277 and encodes 545 amino acids. The record is from RefSeq and is a predicted model, not a curated record. Gene Ontology annotation, biological process: protein dephosphorylation. The transcript has 12 exons.
UCUUUCAUCCUUCUUCGCUGCAGCUUCCUGUUCCUUUUAGUCUCCCCUAUAUCCACUCUCUCUGUAAUAAAAUCAAAUGCUAAUAAUAAUACUUUGAUUUCUCUGCUCUUCUGUUUUCUUCCUCUCUUCGUUUCUUUUUAAUUUUUAAAACCAUUCCCUACUUUUAAUCAAAUUCACGUCAAAAUCUCAUUAUCUUCUUGGCAUUUUAAAAUUUUUUUUCCGAACUGAAAGUUAACGGAAAGUACUCGAGAAUUUAUCAGUUUCUCUUUCUGGAAGUAAAACAGGCUAAAUUCUUUCGAGACUCUUCGAAGGAUUUGGUACUUCAGUUUAUUCAUAACGCCGGCAGCUAGGGUUUUGGAGAACGGCGUAUUUUAAACGGUUACGUUUCUACUUCCGUUGAAGAAAAAAAGGAUUUUACCGUCUUUUUUCCCUAACUCUUUGGAGCAAGAUUUUGUAAUUAUUUCCACGGAAUCGUCAAUUUACCAUAUCAUUUCGGAGCGUGUUCUUUUUCCCAGUUAGAGAAAUCUCUACUUCGAAGUGGAUUUGAUUUCCUUUUGCUGUUGCAUUUGAAGAAUUUGAAAGAGUUACAAGUUUUAGGGUGUUUAUUUUUAUUCAGUGCUGUUUGAUAAGGUAGGCGAGAUGGCAUUAUCUAUAAAGAUGGAUAUUGAUGCAGUGGAGGAUGUUACUUGUUUGGACCCUGAGCUUUUGCAGCUUCCUGAUGUUUCUCCAUUUGCACUAAAAGCCAGUCCUCAACUUGUCGAGGACUUGUUCUCUCAGUGGCUUUCGCUUCCUGGGACCGGCCAUCUGGUGAAAUCUUUGAUUGAUGAUGCAAAGUCAGGGACAAUAGUUAACGCUUCUACAAACUUUUCUACUCUAAAUGCUGUUGGGAGCCAUUCGUUGCCUUCCAUGUUUCCAAGUAGCAAUGCACCUCCACUUUCUCCAAGAAGCUCAUCUGGUUCUCCUCGCACGUCAAGGCAGAAGUCCAGCCCUUCUGCUCUUGGCUCUCCAUUGAAAUUAGUUAGUGAACCAAUGCAAGAAAUCAUUCCACAGUUUUAUUUCCAAAAUGGUUGUCCACCAACCAAGGAAUUGAAAGAACAAUGUCUUUCUCAAAUUAAUCACCUUUUUAAUAAUCCUCUAAAUGGAUUGCAAAUAGAUGAGUUUAAAGCAGUGACAAAGGAAGUUUGCAAGCUACCAUCUUUCCUCUCUUCUGCACUUUUUAGAAAAAUAGAUGUAGACUGGACCGGAAUAGUGACCAGAGAUGCUUUCGUUAAGUAUUGGGUUGAUGGAAAUAUGCUGACGAUGGAUAUAGCAACUCAAAUAUUUGAAAUUCUUAAGCGUCCAGGCUGCAAGUACCUCACUCAGGUUGACUUCAAACCUGUUCUUCGAGAACUUUUGACAACCCAUCCAGGAUUAGAAUUUCUGCGAAACACGCCUGAAUUUCAAGAUAGAUACGCUGAAACUGUCAUAUACAGAAUAUUUUAUCACAUCAAUAGAUCGGGAAAUGGCCGUCUUACCCUCAGGGAGCUCAAAAGAGGAAGUCUGGUUGCUGCCAUGCAACAUGCAGAUGAGGAAGAGGACAUUAACAAAGUCCUUAGGUACUUCUCAUAUGAACAUUUCUAUGUUAUAUACUGUAAGUUUUGGGAGUUGGACACGGACCAUGAUUUCUUCAUCGACAGAGAAAAUCUCAUUAGAUAUGGCAAUCAUGCCCUUACCUACAGGAUUGUUGAUAGAAUAUUUUCACAGGCUCCACGAAAAUUUACUAGUGAGGUGGAAGGGAAGAUGGGUUAUGAGGACUUUGUCUACUUCAUGCUUUCGGAGGAGGACAAAUCAUCUCAGCCUAGUCUUGAGUAUUGGUUUAAGUGCAUAGAUUUGGAUGGAAAUGGUGUGCUGACGCCAAAUGAAAUGCAAUUUUUCUAUGAGGAGCAGCUGCAUCGAAUGGAAUGCAUGGCCCAAGAACCUGUGCUCUUUGAGGACAUAUUGUGUCAAAUAAUUGACAUGAUUGCUCCUGAGAGAGAAUAUUGCAUCACGCUACAGGAUUUGAAAAGAUGCAAACUUUCAGGAAAUGUUUUUAACAUCCUUUUCAAUCUUAAUAAGUUUGUGGCUUUCGAAAGUCGUGAUCCAUUCCUCAUACGGCAGGAACGCGAGGAACCAACUUUGACAGAGUGGGAUCGCUUUGCACAUAGAGAGUAUAUCAGGCUUUCAAUGGAAGAAGAUGUUGAAGAUGCUUCGAAUGGGAGUGCUGAAGUAUGGGAUGAGUCGCUUGAAGCUCCAUUUUAAUUUUUAAGGUUGCUGAGGUGAGUUUUGUAGUACCUUGUCAAAACAUAAUAUUCAAGGUGAAUGAAGAAAAACUGGCUACUUGGACAUACUGCAGAUGGUGUGCUUGUCUGCAAAGUGAUUGGCCACAAGUUUCAAAUUCAUUCGUAUAGAUUUUACCUACAUAGUUCACCUGCAGGCUAUCUAGUUGCCAUUUUUGCAAUUAAGUGGCGGCAACAAAAUUUCUCAGUCUGGAAAGCCAAUUGCUUCUCAUACAAGAGAGGGUUGAUUCUCCCUGCUCUUAACUAAUCACCAUCUCCCUCCCAGGCCAGGUAUCAACAGUCUGCUACUAUGUUAAAACUUUUUGUUCUGUUUUUAGUUGGUGAAACAAUCAUUUACUGUUAUCAGUCUGUGCCUUUGGGGUCGUGGAGGAAAGUAAAGGUGGAUGGUGGAUACUGCGAUUGCCUUGUUUUGGUUUAGUGGCCGCCCCUAUCUUUGUUGCCAAACAGAAAUUUCGUUCCCCCUUCUUCAAUAGCUCUGCGACUCUCCCUUUUUUUCUCAGUUUUUGGUACAAUGUACAUGUUCCUUUUUUUA